CGGCCGUUCAGUAAAGGUCUGCCGCCAGUAAUAAUAAUAAAAAUCAACGAGUAUUUUCUAUUUGCACAAGAAUUGUGUUUUUAGGAAUCUGGGAAUCUGAAAGCGUAGAUAUUGUUCUUAAUUUGAAGAAUAAACAAAAUUUACAAGAUGAUGUGCAGUAUUUUGCAAAAGGCAGGACAGAAUCUUUUUCCCCGUGUGAUGACCCAACGAUUGGUGUCCACCAGCGGAGUCCACAAUGAGAUUUUCAAAGUUCAAAGCGCAGAAGAUUUCGAAACAAAGGUCAAGAAAAGCGAUAAAGUAGUGAUUGUGGAUUUCUUUGCAACAUGGUGUAAUCCCUGCAAAAUGUUAACACCACGUCUGGAGUCAAUUGUGGGUGAAAAAGCAGGUGCUGUGAAGUUGGCAAAAGUUGACAUCGAUGAACACAGCGAAUUGGCUUUAGACUAUGAGGUUGCAGCUGUGCCUGUUUUGAUGGCAAUGAAGGGAGGAAAAGUUGUGAAUCGCAUGGUUGGCUUACAGGAUACGGAUAAACUACGUGCCUGGAUUGAUAAAACUGUGGAAGAUAAUAAAUAAAUGUAAUGUGUUGCUGUUGUGCUAUCAGACCUCAAACCAAAUGUGUAAAGAAAGAACAUAGCUCAGCUUAAACAAUUACAUAAAAUGUAGAAAUUUCGUUAGUCAUUUUUGUUAUUCCUUGAUUAGCCUCUCGAACAUAUAUCGUUAAAUUAAUUAAAUUUGCAUUGUUUAAACUCGA
Molecule: messenger RNA, 748 nt
Organism: Stomoxys calcitrans (stable fly)
Lineage: Eukaryota; Metazoa; Arthropoda; Insecta; Diptera; Muscidae
Product: thioredoxin, mitochondrial
Exons: 3
Coding region: 148-570 (140 amino acids)
Biological process (GO): cell redox homeostasis
Cellular component (GO): cytosol; cytoplasm
Molecular function (GO): protein-disulfide reductase activity
Source: RefSeq, a predicted model, not a curated record